This is a messenger RNA of Ahaetulla prasina, 1635 nucleotides long. RefSeq names its product SPOUT domain containing methyltransferase 1 (gene SPOUT1). Gene Ontology annotation, molecular function: miRNA binding. The transcript is spliced from 12 exons. Gene Ontology annotation, cellular component: spindle pole centrosome; kinetochore; mitotic spindle. Bases 52 to 1179 code for a protein of 375 amino acids. The record is from RefSeq and is a predicted model, not a curated record. Lineage: Eukaryota; Metazoa; Chordata; Lepidosauria; Squamata; Colubridae. Gene Ontology annotation, biological process: maintenance of centrosome location; miRNA processing.
AAUCAGCGGCCGCCUCCGGAAGUUGCCGGCCGGGGAUUGGCUGGCCGCAACAUGGCGGAGCGGAGCGGGGCGAAGCGGGUGCUGGAGAGAAAAGACGAAAAGGUUGAUUGGCGCAAAUGGAAACAGCAAAAAAAAGAAGAGAAGAAACGAUGGAAAGAGAUAAAACUGUUGAAGAAGCUGGAGAAGGAGAGAGCCCGAGAGCGGAUGGAGAAAGAGAGAGAAGGAGCAAAGCCGACGGAGGAAAAAGGGAGGCACUACACAGUCAGCGUGGCUGUUCCCGGCUCGAUUCUGAGUAACGCGCAGUCUCCUGAAUUGAGGACGUAUCUGGCUGGGCAAAUAGCCCGCGCCUGCGUCAUCUUCUGCGUGGACGAAAUUGUGGUGUUUGACGAACAAGGAGAAAAUUCCAAGACCAUCGAAGGCGAGUUCAAAGGGAUCAAGGGCAAAGACCAGCCCUGCGUCCAGCUGGCCCGGAUCCUUCAAUACCUGGAGUGCCCACAGUAUUUAAGGAAGUCUUUUUUCCCCAAACAUCCAGACCUGCAAUUUGCUGGGCUCUUGAACCCUCUGGACAGUCCACACCAUGUCCGAAUGGACGAGGAGUCGGAGUAUCGGGAAGGGGUCGUUGUGGCCCACCCCACCAAGCCUGGCCGAGGGUCUUUCGUGAACUGUGGGAUGCGGAAGGAGGUCCAGAUAGAUAAGCAAUUGGAAGAGGGUCUUCGCGUCACCGUGCGCCUGGAUGAGAAGCAGAACGCAGAGAGCAAAAAACAGAAAGGUGUUGUUGUAUCGUCUCAAAGUCCCCGCACCGUUUCUGGCCUUUACUGGGGCUACAGCGUCCGACUGGCUUCGUGUCUAAGUGCUGUCUUUGCCGAAUCCCCUUUUAAGGAUGGCUACGAUCUCUCCAUUGGAACCUCUGAGCGCGGAUCCUCCAUAGACGAAGCCACCCUACCUGCCUUCAGCCAUGCUCUCAUCAUCUUCGGGGGCGUGCAGGGCCUUGAAACCGGAGUGGAUGCGGACCCCAACCUGGACGUCAGCGACCCCAGUACCUUGUUCGAUUUGUAUUUGAACACCUGUCCGGGGCAAGGAAGCCGCACCAUCAGGACGGAGGAAGCCCUUCUGGUCUCCCUCUCCGCCCUGAGGCCCAAGAUUGACGCAGCGGCUAAGAAAGGACGAGGCGGGAGCUGAGUGCCAGAUGCGAAUCAGACCCCCACCCACCUCCGGGGGGUCAAACAAGAUGGAACAGAAGUCACGGUGUUCGGAUAACCCCCUGGGUGGGGAACAAAUGUGUAAGGAGCUGGGGCACCCUGUGAGGGGGGUGUCGAGAUGAUGGCACCCAUGAAAACAUAUGGGGUUUAAGACGGACCACGGGACAAACUUCUUAAAUUUGGCAACUUGACCAAGGUGUGGACUUCAACUCCCAGAAUUCUGCAGCUCCUUUCCCUUCAAUAAGUGCAGGGGCCACACCUGCAUUUUAUUUGUGUUGGUAUUUUUAAGUUAUUUAUAAGGAUGGAAGGACCCGCGGCCACCUCACUCAAACAAAAAAACUGCAGUUGAAGCUGAACGAAAGAGAGGCUGCUUCGUCAUCUCCGUCGGUGGGGCUAAAAAAAAUAUGUUUUUAAAGCAUUAUUUACGCGGCAGAAA